UGAUAAAACUGUUGUGGUUUAGUUUACUUCCUGUUCUAUGUGUACUAUUUAUGUACGUGUGUUCUCAAUGUUUUUAGUCUCUAUUAAACUGUCAACUGUAAACCAGUACUGAGUUGGUAACUUAGCGGUGAGUCCAGACCUAGCUAAGUUACGACAAAAACAGUAAUAAUUGAUGGCAACGAGGGAUCCGUUCGUUUGGGAGAACUUUCCUCCAAUUUUACUUGACGGUGUGAAGUGUAAAAUGUGCCCACCAUAUCUCUGAAGAAGCAUCUCACAUCUUCAGUUGUGGAAGCUCUUGAAUGCUUGAUAUCAAAGCAAUUUGGCCUGGAAUGUCAUUAAUUAAAAGGUCAUAAUAAGUGAAAGUUCGGACAUCCUUCCUGUCGUAUCUUAGCCUCGAACCCAGGCCGAUUAAAAUACGGCCUGGUCUCGAGGCUAGUCGUAUGUCAAUCAAUCUUCACUGACAAGUUAAUGAUCUUUACCUAUGCAAAUUAACAAUGACAACUUUGCGCAUGCGUUUCACACUCGGGAAGAAUGUGUACGUAAAACAAAAGUAAUGCAGCUGCUUAAUCUUGAGCUGGGAUGCCUUGUGUUAGCUUUUCAGUGCGGUUCGGUGUUACUGGCUCCAUUGUAUAUAGCCACUUUCUUCCAAAACUGGCAAGAGAACAGUACAAGAUGGGAUCAACAAACGGCAAUGUUGACUCGUGCUGCUCUGAUCGCUGUGAACCACAUCAACAACAGACAUGAUCUGCUACCCGGAUACAAGCUCUCUCUGAUACAAGGUGAUUCUGGUUGCCUCUUCACUGAUAGAGCUAUUGUUAGCUAUGUGCAGAAUGUUGUCUACCCUAGGCCUAGAGAAGACCUCAUUGCAGGCAUGGUGGGUCCACUUUGUUCAGAUUCUGUUCGAAUUCUCUCCUCUCUUGUCAAUAGACAAGAAAUGUCUAUUCCACAGAUCCAUCUAUCUAUGUUAUCGACAUUUCAUAACAGGGAUAUGUAUGCUAACUCGUUUGGAAUACUCGGUUCAAUAAUUCUCCUAAUUGAUAGUGUCACAUCAUUAGUUGAUACACAAAACUGGUAUACUUUACUCCUUUAUGAAGAUGAAAACAAAUCAUUUCAGGAAGCUAUUGAACAACUUGAUACAAGCAUGUUUACUUCUGAAAGAGUGAGAGAAGGGUUUGUACGUUUGGAUCCCCUGAGGAGCAGAGUUGUGAUCAUAUUGGCUGGGGGACCUCUAGUGUGUGAAAUACUUCGUGAAGCUGUCAAGAACAAAAUGGUGUACCCAGCGUUCCAAUGGAUUGUUAUGGGGUUGGAAUAUGAACAGUUGCUUCUCUCCGAUGGGUGUUUUGUUGGUGAUGUUUUGGACAAGUUGCUAUUUGUAACUUUCAAUGUUGACACAGCUUUCAAAACAGAUACAGAUGCAUGUGGUGAUGAUGAGGAUUUAAAAGAGAUUCGAAAAACACGUAAUAACAACUUUAGCCACGUUUCACUUGUAUACGAUUCAAUAUGGGCCUUAGCAUUUGCAUCUAAUUUAAGUUUACCUCUCCAUGACAACAGUACACGUGGUAACGAGCACUUAACGUCAUUAGUUACUUCAAAUCUUGCAGAGAAAACAUUUAAAGGUAUCUCAGGCUUUAUCAGUUUUGAUAGUUCUACAGGCUACAAUAAACGAAGAGUUGAUAUCAAUCAAAUUUCUAAUGAAACAGUGAAACUGAUUGGAUACUUUUCCGGUGGAUCCCUCACACUCAUCAACAACUCAGAGCUUAUCAAUACCUCAAAAGGAACACAACUUGAAAGCGUACGAGUUGAAGUGGCCGUGCUGCUUACCUUAGCAACAGUCGUGCAGUUAUUCAUUAUCAUUACUCUUCACAUCCUAACAGUGGUUUACAGAAAGCAUACAAGUAUUCGAGCAUCUAAUCCCAAGCUGAGUCACUGCAUUUUCAUUGGUUGCUACGUACUUGUGACUACUUUAAUAUUAUUUCUAUGGCCGUUGAAAACAAUAGUCAUGCUGAAGGGCAAAGUUGAAUUCUGUGAGAUUUUCAAUUUUUGGUUGUUCCCGAUUGGUAUCACUCUCAUAUUUGCACCACUCAUUGCUCACAUAUGGAGAUUGUAUAGGAUAUUCACACACUUCAGAAAUCCAGGGUGCUGCAUAUCGAACAGUGCACUGUGCCUCAUCAUUGCAGUGCAGAUUGCUGUGGACCUGACCAUCGCUAUACUGGGAACUACACUGACCCCAACCUUCAUCACGCGCACUAAUACUGGUAGGAUUAGCACUGAAGGAAAGGUCAUCAUGUCUACAAUGUGUAAACAAAACUCUCCCGUGUUGUUGUUGCUAAUGUGGGUGUACAAGUUUAUUCAAGCAUCAACAUUGCUUGGGCUCAGUUGCCUAACUAAGAAUAUAAAACUGAAUCGAAAUUUUACAACCACUCGAUUUAAGUUUGCCAGCUAUCUUAUGAUUGUUGCUACCUCUGUGCUUUUGCCUUUGUAUUUAAUCUUGUGGAUCACCAAUGCAGACAUACAUGGAGACGUUGUGGUCAUGUGUAUUCUUGCGAAUUGCUUCUUCUUAUUAUGUAUUCUGUUUAUCUUAUUGCCACCAAUUGCAGAAGUGUUCAAAGCAAAAAAGAGAGCAAACAAUUAUUCAAGUGGUGUGUUAUUAUAAGCCAUAUUAAUUUAA
Halichondria panicea is the source of this 2668-nucleotide messenger RNA. RefSeq names its product gamma-aminobutyric acid type B receptor subunit 1-like. The record is from RefSeq and is a predicted model, not a curated record. Gene Ontology annotation, biological process: G protein-coupled receptor signaling pathway; gamma-aminobutyric acid signaling pathway. The transcript has a single exon. Gene Ontology annotation, molecular function: G protein-coupled GABA receptor activity. Lineage: Eukaryota; Metazoa; Porifera; Demospongiae; Suberitida; Halichondriidae. Gene Ontology annotation, cellular component: membrane; G protein-coupled receptor heterodimeric complex. Bases 482 to 2653 code for a protein of 723 amino acids.